AUGAGAAUCUUCCUCUGCUUGCUGAGUGUGUGUGCGGUGGCGCAAGCGGGUUUCUUUGGCGGUGGUGCAGGUGGUGGUGCCAGUGGAGGCCCUAGUGGCGGCCACGAUCACCACGAUCAUCACGGCGACUCCAGUGGCGGAGGACACGAUGUCAAAGUUAUUAAAGUGAUUCACGAAUCCAGCUCACAGGGUGGCUGGCAAUCCGGUGGUGCUGGCGGUGGUGGCUGGCAGGCAACUGGAGCUGGCGGUGCUGGUGGUUGGGCUGCUGGCGGUGGUGCUGGCGGUGGUUAUGGAGGCGGCCAGGAAGUCAAAAUCAUCAAGAUUAUCUCACAGCCAUCGUCAUCUGGAGGCUAUGGAGGACAUGGUGGCUCCAGUGCUGGCUGGUCGUCAGGUGGUGGCGCCUCCGCAGGCUGGUCCGCUGGCGGCUCCGGCUCAUCGGGCUGGUCAUCUGGUGGCAGUGAUGCUACCGCUGCUGUGAAAAUCAUCAAGAUCAUCUCGGAAAGCGCUCCAGAAGGUGGUGAUGCCUCUGGCUGGGCAGCUGGUGCUGAUGGUGGUGGUGCCCCCAGUGGUGGUUGGUCAUCGGGCGGUUCCUCAAGCGGUGGCUGGUCUUCAGGAGGCGCUUCCAGCGGUGCUUGGUCUUCAGGAGGUCCUUUGGCAGGACCGUCAGGAGGUCCUUCAAGUGGCGGCUGGUCCUCGGGCGGCCCUCCGAGCGAUGCCUGGUCCUCCUCCCAAAGCAGCGGUGGAUCCGGCAGCUACGGUGGUGGCUGGUCAUCUCAGGGAGGAAACGGUGGACACGGCGGUAGCUGGUAAUCCUUUUUCUUGUCCUGUGAUAAAUCUCAGUAUCAUUCUGUAGUCAUUUCAUUUUCAUUUC
Messenger RNA from Drosophila innubila, 871 nucleotides. RefSeq lists its product as uncharacterized. Lineage: Eukaryota; Metazoa; Arthropoda; Insecta; Diptera; Drosophilidae. The record is from RefSeq and is a predicted model, not a curated record. The transcript has a single exon. Bases 1 to 810 code for a protein of 269 amino acids.